Molecule: messenger RNA, 1305 nt
Organism: Xiphias gladius (swordfish)
Lineage: Eukaryota; Metazoa; Chordata; Actinopteri; Istiophoriformes; Xiphiidae
Gene: got1l1
Product: glutamic-oxaloacetic transaminase 1 like 1
Exons: 8
Coding region: 1-1305 (434 amino acids)
Biological process (GO): L-aspartate biosynthetic process
Cellular component (GO): cytosol
Molecular function (GO): pyridoxal phosphate binding; L-aspartate:2-oxoglutarate transaminase activity
Source: RefSeq, a predicted model, not a curated record
AUGAGUCGACCCAGCAGUGGCCAUGAUGAAAAAAGGGUCAACCAAAAUGGAGACCCAGGAGCUCAUCUCUCAGUGUUUACCAAUACACACUGCUGCGCAGUGAGUAUUGGUCCUGAAACAAAACUAAUGUCCGCCUUCAAGACAGACACUAAGGCCAGGAAAGUCUGCCUAGCAGGGAGAGAGUAUUACAGCGAGGAAGGGAGGACCUUUGAACUGCGUCUUGUUAGGAAAAUAAAGCAACAGUUAUGCGCCGAUCCCACGCUUCGCCCAGAGUAUCCAUCUUCUCUUGGGCUGACGGAAUUCACCAGGCGAGCCACGGAGGUUGCUUUGGGGAAGAGCUCUCGGGCUAUAGUGGAGAACCGGGUGUUAGGUGUCCAAACACCGGGUUUUACUGCUGCUGUGCGUCUUGGGGCUGAACUCUUGAGACACUGGUACGAUUUCAGUGCUGCUUGGUGCGGGCCAGUCUACCUCUCUUCUCCUUGUGAUGACUCAUUGGCUGGUAUCUUCCAGGCAGCAGGGAUCCAAGAUAUCCGUGAGUAUUAUUACUGGGAUGACGAGCAGCGGGACGUUUGUUUGGAGAAGCUUCUGGAGGAUCUGGAGAGGGCUCCUGAGCAAAGUGUAGUCGUUCUGUCAGCGUCUGCCCAAUACCCAACCGGAGCUGAUCUCUCUCAGGAUCAAUGGGCCGUGCUUACACAACUCAUCACGAGGCGCAGGCUUUUCCCUUUCCUCUUACUCCCUGCUCAGGCGCUCCGCUAUGGAGAUUUCAAGCGGGAUGCCUGGCCUGUUCAGCACUGUGUAUCACAGGGGAUGGAGCUCCUUUGUGCUCAGUCGUUCUCCCACUGCUUUGGCCUAUACGGUGAGGCUGUAGGACAUCUCCUGUGCGUCUUAAAGCAGAGCUCCCUCCUCUUAUCUGUGCAGUCUCAAGCUGACAAAAUAGUCAGAUCACUGUGGGCCCAGUCGUCUGUAGGAGGAGCACUUGUUGUUGCCACGGUGCUCAGUAACCCAGCCCAUCUUGCUGAAUGGCAGGGAGAGGUUAAACGCAUCGUUGAGAGAUGUAUGCUGAUCAGAGACAUUUUGAGAGAAAAGCUGAGGCUUUUGGGUACUCCAGGCUGCUGGGACCACCUGACAAGACAAGGGGGACUCUACUGUUGCACAGGCUUGAAUGAUCAGCAGGUGGAAUCUCUGUCAAAGAGCAGACACGUGUACCUCCUUCCCGGCGGAUGUCUAAAUGUGAGUGCAAUCAACAGCCGUAACCUGGAAUAUAUAGCUGAGUCCAUCCAUCUGGCCCUGACCACUUCACCCUGA